CUUCUUGGUUUAGCGAUUGAAAUUCGCGCCAUUGUUCCUGGUGGCAUUUACACGGAUCUGAUGAGGAGUGGCAUAAUUAGCGAACCGUACUAUGGUUUCAACGACGUGAACUACGAGUGGGUCGCCUUGGAAGACUGGACGUUUUACAGAUCGUUUAUAGGUAUGGCUGCCGUACGCACAUCUUACACAACGUGCGCCAUUCCGUUGGUCGAUGACAUCACUAUUCUUCGCUGGUGGCCACUCGGUUAUGGUCCGCAAAGUUUGUACACGCUCAAGAUAUCAGCUUCCGUAGACGACGAACCGUUUGAGAAGAUCAUCCGGAUCGGGUUUCGAACAGUUCAGCUGAACGAGGACGUGAUCCAGGACUUUGACACUGCGACUGCUUUCGGCUUCGUGGUGAAUGACGUCCCCGUAUAUGCUAAAGGCAGCAACUGGGUGCCACCAGAUAUAUUUCCGGAGAGAAUCACAAACGAGUACGUCAGGGAGCUGCUGCUUUCUGUCAAGGACGAUGUCUAUGGAAAUCUGAGUUUUGUUGAUGAAACCAUGGCACCGUUCUUGAGUCUAUACUUUCUCGCAAGCAAAAUAUUGCCGAGCUCUCCACUGAAUGUAGCCACCUCAGCGAGUCCACUUGCCUUGAAACUUGGAGUUUGCACAAUCUCCCAUAGCGAUCCCACUGCCCGGUGGUUAAAGAGAGCACCAUUGGCGGGGGCUGUUCUUGGUAAUAAAAUGAAAGCACUUCAGAGAACUCAAAUGUAUUACGUACGCUCAAUGGACAGGCAAAAAUACACAAUGAGACCCGCUGUUUGCACCCAUUCUUUGCAGGAGGCGAACAUGAACAUGCUUCGCGUUUGGGGCGGCGGCGUGUACGAAACGGAUUACUUCUAUAGCCUCGCCGACGAGCUGGGAAUCCUUAUCUGGCAGGACAUGAUGUUUUCAGCGAGUCUUUAUCCGGCGGAUCGGUCUUUUCUAUACAGUGUCUCCACCGAAGUCCAGCAACAGGUUCGACGACUACAAUAUCACCCUUCUCUGGUCAUUUGGGCUGGAAACAACGAAAACGAAGACGCCCUUUCUUCCGGUUGGUGGAGGGAAGUACAGAAGGACUACGACCUAUACCGUACCGAUUACCUAAAGUUGUACAUCGGCGUUAUCAAGACCAUCGUUGAGACCGAAGACAGGACGCGACCUUUCGUCUCAUCAACACCGAGCAACGGAAGAAAAACUGCCGAAGAUGGCUGGAUUAGUUCCUCACCCAACGGUGAAAUGAAUGGUGAUGUGCACUUUUACAGUUACAGCAGCGAACUCUGGAAACCGUCGAGCUUCCCUGUGCCGCGGUUUGUGACCGAGAUCGGCAUACAAUCCUAUCCACCCAGGGACUCGAUGGAACGUGUUAUGCCCGCAUCGAUGGUCACUUACCCUUUCUCUCGCUUCCUGGACCACAGGCAACACUACGCCCUCAGUAAGGCUGCAUCUGUCAGAGCUACAAUGACAUUAGCAAAAUGUCCCCUGUGGCAUAUAUUCUUCUAGACACCAUCUUACACAAAUAAAUA
Dermacentor andersoni is the source of this 1547-nucleotide messenger RNA. NCBI's taxonomy places the organism in Eukaryota, Metazoa, Arthropoda, Arachnida, Ixodida, Ixodidae. The record is from RefSeq and is a predicted model, not a curated record.